GGACACAGGGAAAAGACUUGUUUUCCAGCUGUUCCAUAAUUCUGUAGUGAAGAGGCUGCAUAGGUGCUAUUGCCCUAACUUGUGACUAUAUAAGGGCAAAAGCGCAGACGGGCAACUGGCAUAGGCAAGAACUUGAGACUGUUUGGGAAUGCCACUGUCAUGACAGUAGCAGCGCUACUGUACUGCGUGGACUGGAAGGCAGUGAAAGCAAUGCUCUAUUUUUUGAGAGGUGUGCCAGAGCAGGUAAGGGAGCUACAGCUUAAUGAGAUGGAUGUUUCAAUAACGAAUAGAAUAAAUAUAGCAUGUCAUGGAAAAGUCCCCACAACCUUUACAAAAUAAUUCUGUUUACAUUGUUUUUUCAUAAAUUCCUGCCUCAACUACUGGAGUUUCUUUGAGGGGGUCAGUAAAGUAAUGAAAAGGGGAUGGGGUUGCCAGGGAAAGUAGUCCAUUCAUUAACAGUGCAGAGAUGGACAGAGGAAACAUGUAUGAAGGAAAGAAUAUGGCUCUCUUUGAGGAAGAAAUGGAUAGUAAUCCCAUGGUGUCAUCUCUUCUUAAUAAACUAGCAAACUACACUAACCUAACUCAGGGUGUGGUGGAACAUGAAGCAGAUGAAGACAGCAAGCGAAAGGAAGUCAAGGUUCCACGUAUGGGCACUUUUAUUGGUGUGUACCUGCCCUGCUUGCAAAACAUCUUGGGAGUCAUCCUUUUCCUACGUUUAACAUGGAUUGUGGGAACAGCUGGAGUUCUUGAGUCUUUCAUCAUUGUGUUCAUGUGUUGUGCUUGUACUAUGCUAACUGCAAUUUCAAUGAGUGCAAUAGCAACAAAUGGUGUAGUUCCAGCUGGAGGCUCUUACUACAUGAUUUCAAGAUCUUUAGGGCCAGAGUUUGGUGGAGCAGUGGGACUUUGUUUCUACUUGGGUACAACCUUUGCAGGAGCAAUGUACAUUCUUGGUACCAUUGAAAUUUUAUUGACCUACAUUUCUCCAAGCGCUGCUAUAUUUAAAGCAGAAGAGGUUGGUGAAGAAACAGAGGCUAUGCUGAACAACAUGAGAGUUUAUGGAACAUGUAUCAUCAUUCUGAUGGCCAUAGUAGUGUUUGUGGGAGUAAAGUACGUCAACAAGCUUGCACUAGUCUUCCUUGCCUGUGUGAUUCUCUCCAUUAUUGCCAUAUAUGCUGGAGUUGUUAAGACUGCUUUUGACCCACCUGACUUUCCUAUCUGUCUCCUUGGAAACCGUACAUUGUCAAAACGCAGCUUUGAUGUCUGUGCCAAAUUCACUGAAAGCAAUAAUGAAACAAAGACUACAACUUUGUGGCGCCUCUUCUGUGAUAGUUCUUUGCUUAACGCUACAUGUGAUGACUACUUUAGUCUCAAUAAUGUAACAGAAAUUCAAGGGAUUCCAGGAAUAAUGAGUGGAGUUCUAGCUGAUAAUCUGUGGAGUGCCUAUUCAGAAAAAGGAUCAAUAGUUGAAAAAAAAGAUCAGCCAUCAGUUGCUGGAUCAGAAGACACAAAAAUGGGUGGACUCCCUUAUGUUUUUACAGAUAUCAUGACCUACUUCACAAUGCUUGUAGGGAUUUAUUUCCCGUCUGUGACAGGUAUUAUGGCAGGUUCAAACAGAUCUGGAGAUCUUAAGGAUGCUCAGAAAUCUAUUCCUACUGGAACAAUUUUGGCUAUUUCAACCACGUCUUUUAUUUAUCUCUCCUGUAUAGUGUUGUUUGGUGCCUGUAUAGAAGGUGUGAUAUUAAGAGAUAAGUUUGGAGAAGCAGUUAAUGGAAAUCUAGUGGUCGGUACACUGGCCUGGCCUUCUCCAUGGGUUAUUGUGAUCGGUUCAUUCUUUUCAACGUGUGGUGCUGGUCUUCAGAGUCUCACUGGUGCACCCCGUCUGUUGCAGGCCAUUGCAAGAGAUGGCAUUGUACCGUUUAUUCAAGUAUUUGGUCAUGGAAAAGCAAAUGGAGAACCAACUUGGGCUCUGCUCCUCACUGCUGGUAUUUGUGAAAUUGGAAUUUUGAUAGCCUCAUUGGACAGUGUAGCACCAAUUCUUUCAAUGUUUUUCCUUAUGUGCUAUAUGUUUGUAAAUCUGGCUUGUGCAGUUCAGACUCUUUUACGGACUCCCAACUGGAGACCUCGUUUCAAGUAUUACCAUUGGACUCUCUCAUUCCUGGGGAUGAGUUUAUGUCUUGCCUUGAUGUUCAUUUGCUCUUGGUACUAUGCUUUGAUUGCCAUGCUAAUCGCAGGAUGUAUAUACAAAUACAUAGAAUAUAGAGGAGCGGAAAAAGAAUGGGGUGAUGGAAUCCGAGGACUGUCUCUGAAUGCAGCUCGCUAUGCUUUGCUUCGUGUUGAAGAUGGUCCUCCUCACACCAAGAACUGGAGACCUCAACUUUUGGUCUUGUUAAACUUGGAUAGUGAGCAGUUGGUGAAACAUCCUAGAUUGCUUUCUUUCACCUCUCAGUUGAAGGCUGGUAAAGGACUGACUAUUGUGGGCUCUGUGCUUCAGGGAAUCUACUUGGAUAAAUGUACAGAAGCUCAGAAAGCUGAAGAGAACGUUAAGGCCUUAAUGGGAGUGGAAAAGACUAAAGGAUUUUGCCAGAUUGUGGUGUCUCCUCAUUUCAGAGAUGGAAUAUCCUAUUUGAUUCAGUCAGCUGGUCUAGGAGGGAUGAAGCACAACACAGUCCUGAUGGCAUGGCCACAGUCAUGGAAGCAGACAGAAAAUCGUUUCUCAUGGAAAAACUUUGUUGAUACUGUACGAGAAACAACAGCAGCUCAGCAAGCACUGUUGGUGGCUAAAAACAUUGACUUAUUUCCAACAAAUCAAGAACGUUUUACGGAGGGAAACAUAGAUGUGUGGUGGAUUGUUCAUGAUGGUGGUAUGCUGAUGUUACUGCCUUUUCUUCUUCGACAGCACAAGGUUUGGAGAAAAUGUAAAAUGCGUAUCUUCACUGUCGCUCAGAUGGAUGAUAAUAGUAUUCAAAUGAAGAAGGAUCUUCAGAUGUUCUUAUAUCAUCUUAGACUGAAUGCUGAAGUGGAAGUUGUUGAAAUGUUUGAAAAUGAUAUUUCUGCAUUCACUUAUGAGAAGACACUUAUGAUGGAACAGCGAUCUCAGAUGCUGAAACAGAUGCAGCUAUCAAAGAACGAAAGGGAAAGAGAGAUUCAGAGCAUCACUGAUGAGUCUCGAGGCUCAAUCAGAAGAAAAAGCUUCUCCAGUCCACAGUCCAUUGGCCAAGAUGCACAGGCACUGCUGACUAAUGAUUAUCGAGAGGAGGAGGCUCAGCUGAUCCACGACAGAAACACUGCCUCACACUCAGCGCCAGCGGUCAAAGCAAGUGUGGCUGCUGCUGUGCCGGAAAAAGUGCAGAUGACCUGGACUAAAGAAAAGUUUGUAGCUGAAAAGCAUAAAAACAAAGAUUCAAAUGUGUCUGGCUUUAAAGAUAUUUUCAACAUGAAGCCAGAAUGGGGAAACCUGAAUCAGUCAAAUGUGAGAAGAAUGCACACUGCUGUGAAGCUCAAUGGAGUAGUGCUUAAUAAAUCACAACAUGCUCAGCUAGUUCUCCUGAAUAUGCCUGGACCUCCUAAAAACAGAAAAGGGGAUGAAAACUACAUGGAGUUUUUGGAAGUUCUGACAGAAGGUCUGGAUAGAGUUCUCCUGGUCCGAGGCAGUGGACGUGAAGUGAUCACCAUUUAUUCUUAACCUGUUUGCACAUUGUUCAACCUCCCCCCCCGCCACACACACACCCCCCUACAACGAGAAAACAAAGUUAUUUGCCAUAAUUUGAGCAGCUUCAUUAAGAGUUCUAGUGCAUUGAAAAUUACCUGCAAGCUGAAUCUUCUGAUGAUGUGUUCUGGUUUUUCUAUUAAAAAGUUAUAUUUAAAUUAUAUUUUAAGAAGAUAGAUUUAUGUAGAAAAUAUUUCCGUAGUGAAUUAAUAAAUGGUGGAUGGGUUAGGAUAUUUAUGUGUAGCAUAUUCUGACACUUGUUAAACUGUGGUGAAACAAGAAAAGAAAUGGUAAUGCAAUGGUAUGUUUAAACAUAUAGAAAUGUAAGCAACUUUUGAUGAUUUUAAUAUUUGUUCUGCAUCUAAAUAAAAGGGAAAGUUUGCAGGAAAGGUUGGCUUCCUCUCUUACCAAAAUGCUGCUAUGUUGCUUCUGUUGGGAUUAGUCCUGGUUCAGGAAACUUCAGAAAUAUAUACAACCACUCAAAUUUGUAUAUUAUGUGCAUAAAGUGUUUCCCUGAAGUUCAUGAUUUGCCACACUUGUUUUAAAUAACAUUUCUCUAUUUAAAAUACUUAGUGAGGUAGCUGAAGCCUCCAGGUGACAGCAAUAGUAAAUUGACAAGUUGUGUUGGGGCUUUUUUCAUGAGCUACUAGCAGUUAUAGUAUAUUGCACAAUUAUACCAGUGAAACCUAAGAGCAUCCAACUCAUAGGAAGGCUAUGAUGCAGUAACUCAACCUAGUUGCAAAUAUAACUGUAACAACUGAUAAACCACAGCAAGUUUGUUAAUGAAGUGCAGUCUCUUGUUUUCAAAUAUGUAUAUUUUGAAAAUGUUGUAUGUAUGUGCUGCCGUUUAAAAUAAAAAUCUGCUUUUCUGAA
Aquila chrysaetos chrysaetos is the source of this 4579-nucleotide messenger RNA. RefSeq names its product solute carrier family 12 member 7 (gene SLC12A7). Gene Ontology annotation, molecular function: potassium:chloride symporter activity. NCBI's taxonomy places the organism in Eukaryota, Metazoa, Chordata, Aves, Accipitriformes, Accipitridae. Gene Ontology annotation, cellular component: membrane. Bases 467 to 3682 code for a protein of 1071 amino acids. The record is from RefSeq and is a predicted model, not a curated record. The transcript has 26 exons. Gene Ontology annotation, biological process: chloride transmembrane transport; potassium ion import across plasma membrane; chemical synaptic transmission.